AUGGCAAAGUCGAAGCCCAAGAAGGUUAAAAAGCUUCCGCCAAGGGUCGUGGUUGUGAACCCAUGGACCACCGACUAUGAGCAUAUCUCUAUGUGGUUCGAGCUCAUGCUCAGAGACCACGGAUAUCCCGACACCCGCGCCAACAUUAUUUUCCAUAGAAAGAACAAUGGGUCCAAGAUCGUCGAGCUGCCGAAGGAGGUUAAAGAUGUUUCAAUGUGCUUGGGUACGCACCAUUGGUCGCAUUUUCUGAAGCAUCGAGAGCAUAGUGGAGAGUUCUCUGUGAUCUACGAGUAUAAGAACAGCUACGCCGACGACCCUGGAGAAAAUAACUGGACAGAGGUGUACCCAUCCAACCAGGGUGACAUCCCUGCCAAUUUUCCAGUGAAAUAUCCGUACCCUUUACCGUUGCCGGCACAAGAGCUGUCUGUCACCAGUGUGGACGCGGAGUAUGCGAGUUUCCCAUCUGCGGAGAACAGGCAGCGUAUGGAAGCGCGAAGACAGGCUGCACAGGCGAAGGCGAAUGCGCAGUCUGGGUCGAUCGCAUCUACAUCUACGCCAGCUGUCAGAGGGGAAGCUUCAGGAUCGUCGAAAACCUCUUCGUCCGGUGCAUCUUCGUCCGUAGCGGGGCCUUCGGGGUCUGGUACUUCUACGGAUCGUGGGGGUGUUGUCGCUGAGAGCUCAACGCGGACAACUCACAACCGAGUCGUCAGCCAGUAUGUGGACCAAUCCCAACCGGUAAAUGUUAAGAAAAUGGACCCUUACGAAGAAGAGGAGGUUGUUCAAGAACUCUUCCGUUCCCUUUCUCCUGUGAAGAAGUCUGAAACAGAGGCAGAAGACUUCCUUGGUUCGUUAUUGGGAAGAAUCCCGUCGGAAAAACCACCACCAUCAUUAGCAACUGAACCCAGCACAUCUCAGGUUCCAAAUGCUGAUGCAGAAGAUGACGAUGAUUAUAAGCCAUCGGAAGAGUUACUUGCGAUGUUUAAUACCCUGACCUCAGACACAGAGCUGGAUAUAGGACAACAUUUACCAAUGUCAGGGGCUGAGAUAAAACCUGAGCCUAUGGAAGUCAAAAUUCCAAGUGACGACGUAGACCGCUCCCAAGGUGAACCCGAUGAACUGCAAGCCCUGUUCGAGCAAAGUCACCUCGACAAUCAGAUCUUCAGACUUUCCAAUUCUGAAGUAAGAAUAAAACCAGAACCGGUUGAAACGGAACUCCCACCCUUUGAAGGUCUUUCGAGUCGAGGAACUAGUAGUUCUCGACCAGAGUCACAGACAUCUACAGUUGUUAAAUCAGAGCCAAAAGAAUAUUCGAUGAGCGAGACUUCUCAAAUGGGAUCAUCAGAGUCUCCGGUCCAAAGAAAACAACAGGACCUGCGGCGCCAUGACUUUUCCUCGAAUAGACGUCUACGAGAUCCACGGCUGGUCCCAAGAGUAAAGUCAGAACCGGAUGACCAUGUGGAAUAUUCUGGGUAUCCACAUACACAGACUCAGAGGAUGGAGGCAUCCAGCUUUCGACCUUCUAAUGAGCUCGGCGAGACCUCAAUAGGGUCAUCACGACACUCCAACAAACGGUCUGAAAGCAGUCACCACCGAGAUAGAGAAUACUCUCCAGCAAAACGCGUGAAGACUGAAGAUGAAGAAGGUUGA
Messenger RNA from Psilocybe cubensis, 1647 nucleotides. RefSeq lists its product as uncharacterized. Lineage: Eukaryota; Fungi; Basidiomycota; Agaricomycetes; Agaricales; Agrocybaceae. The coding region runs from base 1 to 1647 and encodes 548 amino acids. The record is from RefSeq and is a predicted model, not a curated record. The transcript has 14 exons.